Amorphotheca resinae ATCC 22711 is the source of this 3240-nucleotide messenger RNA. RefSeq lists its product as hypothetical. Gene Ontology annotation, molecular function: protein binding; phosphatidylinositol-4,5-bisphosphate 5-phosphatase activity. Lineage: Eukaryota; Fungi; Ascomycota; Leotiomycetes; Helotiales; Amorphothecaceae. The transcript is spliced from 4 exons. Gene Ontology annotation, biological process: phosphatidylinositol dephosphorylation. The record is from RefSeq and is a predicted model, not a curated record. Bases 1 to 3240 code for a protein of 1079 amino acids.
AUGGUUACUGCUGUCGCAGAUGGUCUUCGCGCCGCGAGGGGCAGGGACAGGGACGCGACAGACAGAACGCUUCUGCAACCUCAAAGAAAUGAUUCCGCGGAUUUGUCUCCAUCUCCAACGCGCUUUAGGCCACGACCACUCUCCGCAAUGACCCCCGCAGUGACAAUUCAACCGCCGCUAUCUCCCGAAAAGACGAUGACGUUGAACUUGGCCGUGUCCAACCCCUCUACUCUCCUUUCAGACAACCCAAAACCCUCUGGUCCAGGGACCUCUUCUCCGAGACACUUCAAGAUUCCCAGCAGACCUCAUACUCCCCUCCUAGAACCUGGGAGGAAAUCGCCCACUUCAUCUCAACCCCCUUCACCCCCACCGCCCAGAAGAUCUGGGGAGCUAAAGCGCAAUUCUUCUUUUAAAGGAACCCCUCCACCAGUCAACCGUGCUGAGAAGCCUAAGAUCGCUAGCAAGCCUCUGUCUCUGAGGGUUGAAACUCCCCCUAUUAUCAAUCCGCGUGAUAGGACAUCUCCAUUCAGCACACCGCCAGGCAGUGACAGCAGUCCUGAAUAUGGGAUGCUGGCUCCCGCGUUACCCCCAAAUCGACCUCGGAUGUCGGUUGACUUCUCCUCAACCGGUCCAAGAACGUUUGAUCCGCCUCCAAUCCAUCAUAUGGUGGUCAGCAAACGCAGAGAUCAGGAGUCGCAUAGCUUAGGACGAGGUCUUAUCUCCCCGCAGGUUACGGGCGAUGGGAGGCCGGCAUUGCCAAGUAGACCACAGUCAGUCAUAUUAAAGCCUCGACAGCCACCCCAAAAUGCGAUGUUACCACCGCCUCCUCCACGCCCAUCGAUGGAUAGGGCACGGCCCACUCGUCCUCAAACGCCUCCAAAACGAGUGGUCUCGUCUCCUACGAAUGCUCAAUUACAGGCACCGCCGAAAUCACAUGGGCGAUCGAUGACCGUUGAUAGAGCUAUAGAGAGAAUUCCAGGCGAAUUUCGCACUCCGAUUUCCUCCUCGAUCUCUUAUACAGAGUCAGGGAAAUCCAUGGAUGCAGCGCCUUCCUCUACCUACAUAAAGAAUGCGCUAAGUCAACGCCCGGUGGAGUAUCCUGAUUCUUCUUAUUCGAAUCGCCGACCGCCUUGCUUCAAACAAGGUGCGCAAGAAAUAGCAACCAAGUAUGAGACGCGCAUUCACGACGUGUGUGGUGAGUUCGUUUGCACAUCCGGUCACAUGACGAGGGUCUGGAGCUUGCUCGAUGGCGAAAUCAUCAUGAGUUUAGCCCACACUGAGGGUGUCAGAAUUAUGUCGGUGGCUUUCAAGCCUGCUUCUAGCAUAAAUGAAGAAGGCUCCCGGCUGUGGCUUGGGACCAAUGUUGGUGAUAUUCUUGAAGUCGAUGUUGCCGCACAGAGUAUUGUAGCAACGAAAGCCAAUGCUCACACUCGCCGAGAUAUCAUCAAAAUUCACAGACAUAAGAAUGAGAUGUGGACAUUGGAUGACGGUGGAACAUUGCACUUGUGGGCCCCUGAUAGCACUGGCUCACCAAGUCUUAGCAAUCCUUAUCAGAGUUUCAGAGUGCCGAAAGGCCAUACAUUCUCGAUGGUUGUUGGCGACAAACUGUGGCACGCCGCUGGCAAAGAGGUACGGGUCUUCGAACCCACUCUAGAUGGAAGCGAACAGUUCCAGAUACUCCAGCGACCUAUGAGUCAACCAAACGCCGGGGAGGUGACUUCUGGUGCCACAAUCAGCACUCAACCCGAUCGAGUCUACUUUGGUCAUGUCGAUGGAAAGGUCAGCAUCUACUCGAGCCAAGAUUAUUCAUGUUUAGGGGUCGUCAGUAUCAGCCAGUACAAGGUCACGUCUCUUACUGGUAUUGGCGGUCAUCUUUGGGCCGGAUUCAGCAAUGGGAUGAUAUAUGUUUAUGACACUACUACUACCCCUUGGAUCGUUAAAAAGGACUGGCGUGCUCAUCACGAUCCCCUCAUCACCAUGAGUGCGGAUAGGAGUAGUUUUUGGUCACUCGAUCGCGCGCACGUCAUUUCACUAGGUCAGGAUAACAUGAUACGAGUGUGGGAUGGAUUAUUGCAAGAGGAUUGGAUAGAAAAUCAGAUGCAGUCACAAGAGGCUGAGUUCUGCGAGCUCAGGCCGAUAAAAGCAUUGGUUAUGACUUGGAAUGCGGGUGCAUCAACACCGUAUCAUCUGCAACACUCCAAGCAGGAUUCUAGUUUUUUCAGGGACCUCAUGCAAAACAGUGACUGCCCUGACCUCCUAGUAUUUGGAUUUCAGGAGCUUGUCGACCUCGAAGACAAGAAAACAACAGCUAGUAUCUUCUUCAAAUCUAAGAAGAAGGACCCCUCGGAGCCGGAACACAUGAGCCAUCAGUAUCGCGAUUGGCGAGAUUUUCUUACUCGUUGUUUGGACGACUAUAUGCCUGGGAAUGAGCUAUAUCACCUGUUGCACACAUCGAGUCUUGUUGGACUCUUUACUUGCAUCUUUGUAAAAGCAUCCUUGCGCGAACGAAUAAAAAGUAUCAGUGGAGCUGAAGUCAAGCGGGGAAUGGGUGGCCUGCACGGGAACAAGGGUGCUUUGAUCGUUCGAUUUAUCCUGGAUGACACUUCUAUGUGCUUCAUCAACUGUCAUCUUGCUGCAGGGCAGUCGCAGACUAGGGAUCGCAACACAGAUAUAUCGCUGAUACUCGAGAGCACUGUACUACCCGCAGAAAGGGAUAUCAGCGUCCGUCAAGACAGCUUUAUUGGAGGUGGUGAUGGGACAAUGAUAAUGGAUCAUGAAAUAUGUAUCCUGAAUGGAGAUCUCAACUACCGCAUUGAUACGAUGGGUAGAGAUACAGUGGUCAAUGCGAUAAAGGCCAACAAUCUCCCCAAGCUACUCGAAAGAGAUCAGCUACUCGCAUCGAGAAGGAAAAACCCCUGGUUCCGACUGCGCGCCUUCAAUGAGCUCCCCAUUACAUUUGCGCCAACCUAUAAAUAUGAUGUCGGAACUGAUAAUUAUGACACGAGCGAGAAGAAGCGGGCCCCAGCCUGGUGCGAUAGGCUUUUAUAUCGUGGGCGCGAUCGUGUUCGGCAGUUAAGCUACCAGCGACAUGAGGUUCGAGUAUCAGAUCAUAGGCCCGUGACCGGGCAAUUUGAUAUAGUCAUCAAGAGCGUCCAACCACAGAAACGAGCUAUGAAAUGGGAGGAGUGCCAGCGACAGCUUCUAGGGAUGAAGGAGAAGUUGGCAAUGGAAUCAAAGUAA